Molecule: messenger RNA, 1197 nt
Organism: Colletotrichum spaethianum
Lineage: Eukaryota; Fungi; Ascomycota; Sordariomycetes; Glomerellales; Glomerellaceae
Product: lanosterol 14-alpha demethylase
Exons: 4
Coding region: 1-1197 (398 amino acids)
Molecular function (GO): iron ion binding; heme binding; monooxygenase activity
Source: RefSeq, a predicted model, not a curated record
AUGCCAGAGAAUGCUCGCUCAUUCUGCCAUGGAAUGUUUGAGACACCCGUGGAACAUCUUGUCUUAACGCACGAACUCAAGGGCGCCUUUCUCAACAAGAAUAUGGAUCCGGUAUACAUGGAGAACAUUAGAAUAAUGGUUGGAUCUUUCAUCCAGUACAUGGAUCGAGCUGAGGCGCAGGAACACACCGUCAAAUGCGCCACGGAAGAGACCCACAGUUGCGCUCUGGAGUGGACGACGAGAAGUGACGUCGAGCUGUUCACCGAAGUCUCCGAGCUGACGCAUAAUGUCACUGUGAAGACUCUGAUGGGCGAUGACUUUUACGAGUCGGGCAGCGAGCUCUUGAGCCUCAUGCACGCGAUGGAGCACGACAUUGACAACUUUUGGUCAUUGGUGCUUCCUGACUGGGUGCCUCAUCCGUCAGCCCGACGUCUGCAUCGUGCUCGCGAGCGUGUCAAGGAGAUCUUCUGGGAAAGGCUCAGCCAACGACACGUAGCAGCCAAGAACGGCGACGUCAAGUCUGACUUGCCGGACUACAUCACGUACAUGUUGCACGACAGGAGCACGGCACCGCUGAAGCACUGCUUUGCUGCCCAUCACGCUCUCCUGAUGUUUGCUUCUGACACGUCGACCGCCGCCGUGACCUCGUGGGUUGUUGUUUGCCUUUUGCGCCAUCCAGAUGUCAUGGCUGCCGUCAAGAGAGAUGCUCGAAGCGGAGCAAGCGACUCGGUACUCCUACAGGCCUGUAUCAAGGAGACGAUGCGUUACUAUAAUGCAAUGAAGUACUUCCGCCCUGCGUCCGUCGAACCGAAGGGCUCGAUGAGUUCCGUAUCCCUCUUUUUGAAGCAUGACGACACCGCAAACUACCCAAACUCAGACACCUGGAUGCCCGGACGCUGGCUCAACGCCGAAAACAAGCUGGUCGACCUUGCAGGAAGGGAAGAGGAGUCCAAGCCCAUGAUCCUCGGCGGCGGAAAUUACCUAUGCCCGGGCGAAAAGAUGGCUACAAUCAUCGUCACCCAGACUCUGACGACUCUUCUUCGUUACUACGACAUCAUAUGGGCGACCCUUGAGCAACCUCGAACUGUGCGUUUUGACGACCUUGACUUUGACAAGAUCGGCUCGCCAUGGCUGAAGGGCGGCCUGAAGGUGAAGGUUUCCAGGCGAGUGUGGCCAGAGUUGAUGGGAGGAUGCUAA